UUUGUUUUUCCUUAGUGUCUCCUCAGACUUGAUUUCAAGAUGUUGUUUUGUAUUGAAUAAAUACAAAAUGUAUUGUCAUACUAAUGCGCGAUUGGAUGGGAAAGUGGUAAUUGUGACUGGAGGGAGUGGAGGAAUUGGCUACGAGGCAGCCAAAGUCUUAGCUGGACACGGUGCGAGAGUCAUCAUUGCAAGUAGAAAUGAAACUAAAAUGAAAGAAGCAAAGAAACGUAUCGUCGAAGCUACAAGUAAUAAUAACGUAGAUUACAGAGUUUUGGACUUAUCGUCGUUGAAAUCAGUGAGAAAAUUUGCCAACGAAACAUUAUAUUUAGAAGAAAGAAUCGAUGUACUAAUAAACAAUGCCGGCGCUGUAGGCUUGCCUGAUCGAUUGACAGAAGAUGGCUUAAAUCUUACAAUGCAAGUGAAUUACUUUGGGGCAUUUCUACUUACGUACUUACUGCUGCCUAUGUUGAAGAUGUCAGCAUCAAGCAGAAUUAUUAUUGGAACCGCUUCCGCAAUGUAUGUUGGAGCGAUUGAUUUCGAUCACUGGAAUGACGUCGGGAAAUACGACAUAGUGACAUCGUUAGCGAAUUCUAAGUUGGCCGAUGCAUUACUCAUGGUCGAAUUAGAUGAACGUAUCAGAGAAACAGGAGUUACUGUGAACGGAUUUGACCCUUUUGUCGUUCGAGAUACAGACAUCUUUGGAAAUAUGGAUGGUGUUCUGGCAGGUCUGUCACGCUUCAUCAUCAGUAUUGUAGGUAGAACUAGAGAAGAAGCAGGUAUUGAAAUAGCAUAUUUGGCAACCAGUCCGCAAGUGCAGGAUGUGAGUGGAAAAAAUUAUAAAUUUUGUCAUAUAUCACUCCUUCCUUGGUUUGUAUUUGAUAAAGAACUCCGAAAAAGAUUGUGGGACAAAUCAAAAACACUGGUGAAAAUUACGCCUGAAGAAGAUUGGGAAAGUAAACCAUAA
Messenger RNA from Galleria mellonella (greater wax moth), 964 nucleotides. RefSeq names its product retinol dehydrogenase 13-like. The record is from RefSeq and is a predicted model, not a curated record. The coding region runs from base 68 to 964 and encodes 298 amino acids. NCBI's taxonomy places the organism in Eukaryota, Metazoa, Arthropoda, Insecta, Lepidoptera, Pyralidae. The transcript has a single exon.